Molecule: messenger RNA, 2901 nt
Organism: Perca flavescens (yellow perch)
Lineage: Eukaryota; Metazoa; Chordata; Actinopteri; Perciformes; Percidae
Gene: syn2b
Product: synapsin IIb
Exons: 14
Coding region: 129-2573 (814 amino acids)
Biological process (GO): neurotransmitter secretion
Cellular component (GO): synaptic vesicle membrane; synaptic vesicle
Molecular function (GO): ATP binding
Source: RefSeq, a predicted model, not a curated record
GUCACAGAGUGCGCUGCGAGCUGGAGGCUCACGGGAAAUCGAGUCAGAGAUGGAAGCCAAGAGAUCAAGAGACACACUUGGAGAGCAACUAACCGACCGCCUGAGACACCGACCUUUCGAGCGCAAUCAUGAACUUCCUUCGACGCCGUCUCUCUGACAGCAGCUUCAUGUCCAACCUGCCCAACGGCUACAUGACAGACCUCCAGAGGCCUGACCCAGCUGCUCCUCCUCCCCCCACCGCCACCUCCCCUUCACAGCAAAGUGCACCCCCAACCUCGGCGCCCGCGCCUGCCCAGUCCCCGACCAAAGCUCCAACUCCGUCCCAGGCACCUGCCAGCUCCCCCGCAGCUCAGGAGCGGCGUGCGAGCCAGCCGGCUCAGCAGCCUCAACAGGCCCAGCCCUCCUCCUCCUCCUCCUCUGGCUUCUUCAGCUCCUUCAGCUCCAUCAGCUCCAUCACCAACGUGGUCAAACAGACGGCGGCGUCCGCCGCCGGGUUUGUGGAGCAGUCUGCUACGUCUCCCUCGCUCUCCAAGAAGUUCAAGAUCCUGUUGGUCAUUGACGAGCCCCAGCAUGAGUGGGCCAAAGUGUUUCGGGGAAAGAAGGUCCUUGGAGACUACGACAUCAAAGUGGAGCAGGCUGAGUUCUCAGAGGUCAACCUCAUCUCACAUUCAAAUGGAACCUGUAACGUGGACAUGCAGGUCAUCAGGAGCGGGACCAAAGUGGUCAGGUCUUUCAGGCCUGACUUUGUUUUGGUGCGCCAGCACGCCUUCAGCAUGGCCCAGAACGAGGAUUUUAAGAACUUAAUCAUCGGUCUGCAGUAUGCAGGCAUCCCCUCUGUCAACUCUCUGGACUCCAUCUACAACCUCUGCGACAAACCUUGGGCUUUUUCCCAGCUGAUCAAUAAUCAGAAGAGGCUGGGUUCAGAGAGGAUCCCUCUUAUUGAUCAGACUUUCUACCCCAACUACAAAGACAUGAUCACAUCACCAAGUUUCCCAGUGGUGGUAAAGAUUGGACACGCCCACUCUGGAAUGGGAAAGGUCAAAGUGGACAAUGUGAGUGACUUCCAGGACAUUGCAAGUGUGGUGGCCAUCACUCAGACAUACUGCACCACAGAGCCAUUUAUAGACGCCAAGUACGACAUCCGGGUCCAGAAAAUUGGUGCUGACUACAAAGCAUACAUGCGAACAUCCAUCUCUGGUAAUUGGAAGAGCAACACCGGAUCUGCCAUGUUGGAACAAGUAGCCAUGACUGACAAGUAUAAGAUGUGGGUUGAUACCUGCUCAGAGAUCUUCGGAGGGCUGGAUAUCUGUGCUGUCAAAGCCAUCUGUGGCAAGGAUGGUAAUGACUACAUUACUGAGGUUGUGGGUUCAUCUAUGCAGCUGAUUGGUGAUCACCAGGCUGAGGACCGCCAGCUCAUCUCAGAGGUGGUGCUGGCUAAGAUGAGCCAAGCAUUGGCCACCAGGUCGUCUAGCGCUUCCCGCUCACCUGCUCGCUCCCCUCAAGGCCAGAAGCCAACUACUGUGCAGCCCCAACAGAGUGCUGCCCUUAAGGAAGGACUUGCAGAUCCAAGCAGGACGUCGGUUCAGCCCCCUCAUCCUCAAGGUGCACCAGUGAAAUCACAGAGUGAGACAUCAUCAGAGUCAGCUAAGAGAGCAUCUGAGCCGUUACCAAAGACCAACCAGGCCCAGAAACCAGGCCCAGGUCCAGCACAGAAACCAUCUCAGGCACAGAAGAGCCCAGUCCAGAGGGCCACCUCCGUCACAAAGCCUCCAGUGCCAAGGCCUCCCCCAAUGACGAGAGCCCCAUCCCUCGCAAAGUCAGCCCCAGAUUCUGCUUCCAUCCCAGCCCCAGCCAAAGCUUCACCAUCAUCCCCAGUUCCAGCAGCAGCUGCAGUAGCUCCAGGCUCUCCCCCAACCAAAGUAGCUGCAGCAGCCGUGGAGGCCCCAGCCCCGGCCUCAGCCUCAGCUCCUACCACAGAGCAGCCCAAGCCCCAGCCCCAGGGCUCCCCAUCUCCAGCUCCUGGCAAACCAAAAGAGCUGCCCCCCAAACCCGCACCACCUGCAAAGCCCAUCCCUCCAUUACGCAGGAAUUCAAAGCCGCAGCUCCAGCCAAAGCCGCAAACCCCGCCGCCACCCAAGACUUCACCUAAACCCCAGCCCGCUGCCCAAGCCCCAGCACCCACUCAGGCCUCAGAUAAUGCCUCAACCCCUGCCCCAGCACAGGUUCAGUCCCCAGCCAGAGCCAGCCAGUCCCCGCCUAAUGUCCAGUCUCCAGCUAAGGCAAAGCCCCAGGCCAAACCGGCCUCUCCUUCCCAAAACCCUGAGCCUGACCCAGCUGAAGCUGCCGCGGCCCCCGCUGAGGCAGAAGCCCCUGUGGAAGAACAGCCAGGAUCCCAGCAAAAGGCCCAUCCUCUGCUGAAUAAGUCCCAGUCCCUGACCAAUGCCUUCAGCGCCUUCAGCGACUCCUCUUUCUUCCGCGGGGUCUCAAGCACUGGAGGUGACGGCCAAGACGAGGUGAAGGCAGAGACCAUUCGCAACCUCCGAAAGUCCUUCGCCAGCCUUUUCUCUGACUAGACAUAGCCGAACCGUAGUCAGCCAUUUAUCGAUUCUGCCCACCACCCCUUUUGCCGUUGGCCAGUGAUGACUUGAUUGACAUUAAAUGUGAACCAGUCUGAGAUUAAACAAUGUGUGUUAACUGUACUGUAUUCCCUCCAUCCCGGUCACUAAUCCUCCUCCACUUUCAGCUUCUCUGUGUGAGUAACAGUGAGGCCUGCUGGGUAGGACAUUCAGUGAAGGAUGCUGUGCCAGAAUAAAUGGACUGAAGGAGUUAUGUCAUUGAUAUAUACUAGAGUAGAGUAGAACAGAAUAGAAUAACAAAAUAUUUAUUUUUCCCAGAGCACAC